Eleginops maclovinus (Patagonian blennie) is the source of this 13039-nucleotide messenger RNA. RefSeq names its product heparan sulfate proteoglycan 2 (gene hspg2). The record is from RefSeq and is a predicted model, not a curated record. Gene Ontology annotation, cellular component: neuron projection. The transcript is spliced from 82 exons. Lineage: Eukaryota; Metazoa; Chordata; Actinopteri; Perciformes; Eleginopidae. Gene Ontology annotation, molecular function: calcium ion binding; protein binding.
GAACAGCAUCAUACUGUUGCAGUACUUUCUGCUGUAUGAAGGGAGUACAAUCUCUGUCUGUCUCUCCCUCUCUCCCUCUGUCUGUCUCUCUGUCUCCCCCCCUCUCUCUCUCUGUUACUCCGCCUCUCUCUCCCCUCACUGAGCCUCACUAACUUUCGGAGCUCAGGAGGAGUUUGGACAUUUCCGCAGCUCCUCUGCCUUAAAGAAAGGGAUCGUUAUUAAAGGAACCGUUUUUAAGGAUCUGUUUGGAGCUGGUGGUUCCCCCGGUGCGGGAGCAGAGGAGCAGCCGGGAUUCUUCACUUCUCUCCGGCUAACAGAGCCACAGCAGGCCGGGCAGCGCACCGGAGCUCAGAGCACUUUCUCCCCGCAGCCAGAGCUGCAACAUGGGCUGUGAGAGCACCAGGACGCUCUGCCUGCUGCUCGCAUGGCAGCUGCUCACUGUGACGCAGGCCUCCAAGGUGUGGGGGGAGGUUCCUCUGCCCGAGGACCUGGAAGGUGGGGCGGCCCUGCAGGCCUCACAUGGCCUGCUGGACGACGACGAGGACUUUGCCGCCGAUGAGGCUUCAGGAGAUCUCCCCAGCGGAGAGGAUGACGGCAGCACACCGUGGCCCCAGGUCUCCGAGAGCACAAUUUAUUACCGAGCGCUCGUUAACUUCACCAACUCUCUGGUGUACGGCCCGGAGCUCGAGGACAUCUUCUCCCCCGCCUUCAACGAGAUCUCCGAGGCUGUUGUGGACACGCUGGAGUCGGACUACAACCGGAUCCCAGGAGUUCAGAUGGUCAGCGUGGUGCUCAUCAAGAAGAUGAUCAGGGAGGAUGGCGUGGACGUCUUCGUGGAGCUGGACGUUGGCUCUGACUACAACAGUAACGACGAGCAGAUCCGCAGCGUGCUGUAUAACGUGGUGAAGGAGGGCGCCAUCGCCUCCUACGUCACCUCGGUGCAGGGCUUCCAGUUCAGACAGCUGGGGGAAGUAACCCCCGGCAUCAGACCCUGCAUGGCUGAUGAACACAGGUGUGGUGACGGCACCUGCAUCCUGAUGGAGUAUCUGUGUGACAACAGGGCCGACUGCCGAGACAUGAGUGAUGAGAACAACUGUGAAACAAGGCAGACCAUUCCUCCGGUCUUCACCACGACUCCCACCACGACCACCAGCAGCAGCAGGAAGCCUGUGCGGCCCCCCAGCCCCCCGGGGCCCUGCAGGGCGGACCAGGCCACCUGUCAGAGCGGGGAGUGCAUCCCCCGAGAUUACAUCUGUGACGGAGAGAGGGACUGCUCCGACGGUAGCGACGAGUUCAGAUGUGGAACUCCCUCGCCCUGUGAACCCAACGAGUUCAAGUGUAAGAACGGCCGCUGCGCCCUCAAGCUGUGGCGCUGUGACGGAGACAACGACUGUGAGGACAACUCGGACGAGACGGACUGCCCCACGAAGGGCCCCGGGGACCGCUGUGCUCCGGAGCAGUUUGAGUGUCUGAGCGACCGGACCUGCAUCCCGGCCAGCUAUCAGUGCGACGACGAGCCGGACUGCCCCGACCGAUCGGACGAAUACGGCUGCACCCCUCCCACUGUGACCAGCCCGCCGGAAGAGUCCGUUCAGGCGGCGCGGGGGGGGACGGUGACGUUCACCUGUCAGGCUGUGGGAGUGCCCACCCCCAUCAUCACCUGGAGACUCAACUGGGGGCACAUCCCCCUCAGUGGCAGGAUCUCCAUGACCAAUGAGAACGGCCGCGGCACGCUGACGAUCCGCGACGUGAAGGAGGCGGAUCAGGGUGCCUACACCUGUGAGGCUAUCAACGCCAAAGGACUAGUGUUCGGGAUCCCCGACGGCGUGCUGACACUCACUUCCUCUCCUAACCCAGGGAACUGUCCUGCAGGUCACUUCAGUGUUAAGGGUCGCUGCGUGUCCUGUUUCUGUGCCGGUCUCUCCAAGAACUGCAAGGCCACCGGACGCUACCGGAACCAGAUCAGCCUGCGUUUCACGGAGGAGGAGGACUUCAAAGGAGUGAACGUCACCUACCCGUCCCGACCCGGCACCCCACCUCUGUCCUCCACCCAGCUGCUGGUGAACCCGGAGCUGCAGGAGUUCCAGCUGGUGGAUCUGUCCAGACGGUUCCUCAACCUGGACUCCUUCUGGACGCUUCCCCGGCACUUCCUGGGGAACAAGGUGGACUCGUACAGCGGCUCUCUGAAGUUUAAGAUCCGCUACACUCUGGCCCGCGGACUCUCAGAGCCGGUGGAGAAGCCGGAUGUGAUCCUUGUUGGGAACGGACGCCGGCUGGUUUAUCGACGAGGCAGCCCCACCCCCGCCCGGGUGGUGAACCAGAGGGAGAUCAGCUUUACCGAGGACAAGUGGCAGCACUCCAACGGGCGCCCGGUGACUCGGGAGGACCUCCUGAUGACCCUCGCUGACCUGGACAGCAUCAGCAUCAGAACCAUCUACGAUAACCACAUGGUGAGCGUGGCCCUCAGCGACAUCAUCAUGGAGACCACCACCGUGCAGUUCAGCACCAUGGGACACGCGUACGACGUCGAGGAGUGCAGGUGUCCCCCCGGCUAUUCCGGUCUGUCCUGUGAGUCGUGCUCCUCUGGUUUCGAGCGGGUUCCUGGAGGUCAGUACCUGGGAACGUGUGCUGGCUGUAACUGCAACGGACACGCCAGCGCCUGCGACCCAAUCAGCGGACACUGUCUGAGCUGCCUGCACAACACGGAGGGUCCUCAGUGUGAUAAAUGUCGCUCCGGAUACUUCGGGGACCCGAGCCGAGGCCGACCCGACGACUGCAAGCCGUGCCCCUGCCCUUACUACGAGACCUCCCGCCGUUUCUCUGACAGCUGCUUCCUGGAUGUGGACCAGCAGCCCACAUGUGACGCCUGCAGGCCCGGGUACACAGGGAGACGCUGCGAGAAGUGUGCUCCUGGUUACCAGGGUAACCCGCUCCUGCCUAACGGGAAAUGUAUUCGUGUCCAAGGCUCUAAGUGUGACAGCAGAGGAAGCAUCAGCUCCAGCAGCUCCCCGUGCAGCUGCAAGAACAAUGUUGCAGGCGCUCUGUGUGACAAGUGUAAGGCGGGUUUCUUCCACCUGUCAGACCGCGCUGAGGGCUGUCUGCGCUGCUUCUGUAUGGGCGUCACCAAGAGCUGCUCCAGCUCCACCUGGAGCCGCGACCAGGUGCGGGGGUCCGGGCAGCAGUUCUCCCUCUCUAACAGCAGGAACACUGACACCAUCACAGAGGGGGUUUCUCAGAGAGGCUCAGAGGUUUCGUACCGAGCCUUCAGCGGCCUCCCCAGCGACGUGUACUACUGGCUGCUGCCCCCCAGCUUCAGGGGGGACAAGGUGACGGCGUACGGCGGCGAGCUGCGCUACACGCUGCGCUUCGAGCCGCUGCAGCGCUCGCUGGCCAUCGACGGGCAGCCGGACGUCGUGCUGCAGGGGAACGGGAUCUUCCUGGAGCACUACUCCCAGACCAGACCCCAACCCAGAACCCCUACCACCGUGUCCGUCACCUUCAGAGAGUCCUCAUGGCGGCGCGCUGACAGUCAGCCCUGCACCAGGGAACAUCUUCUGAUGGCACUGGCCGACGUCUCCGUCUUCAUGAUCAGAGCUUCCUACUCCGACCUGAUGGCUGAGAGCAGUAUCUCGGACAUCAAGAUGGACGUGGCAGUCCCUCACUCCACGGGGAAGGAGCGAGCUCUGGAGGUGGAGGAGUGCUCCUGUCCUCAGGGGUACACCGGACCCUCCUGCCAGGAGUGUGAUGUGGGCUACACCCGCUCCAGCUCCGGUCUCUACUUGGGAACCUGCGACAGGUGUGACUGCAACGGACACGCUAACGGCUGCGACUCGGAGACAGGGCGCUGUCUGUGUCUCCAUAACACCGCAGGGCCGAGGUGUGAGCGCUGUCAGACUGGUUUCUAUGGGAACCCGGUGACGAGCGGCGCUCAGGCCUGUCAGCCAUGUCCGUGUCCUGGAACGACUUCAAGCAACCAGUUCUCUUCCACCUGUCACCUGGAGGCUGACGGUCAGCCCACCUGUGAUAACUGCCCCCCCGGGUACACGGGCCGGCGCUGUGAAAGAUGUGCUGCAGGAUACAGUGGAAAACCCCUGCUGGGACAGAGAUGCACUGUUGGCAACAACGAAGUCAAUGGUAACUGCUAUAACUGCGACCAGAGAGGAAGGGAGAGCUGCAAUGGGGGCGUGUGCCGCUGCAAGAUGAACGUUGAAGGCUCGUCCUGCUCCACCUGCAAGCCUGGAACCUUCCACCUAAGCGCUGACCACAAAGACGGCUGCCUGUCCUGUUUCUGCAUGGGUGUCACUCAGCAGUGCUCCAGCUCCACCCACUACAGAGACCUGGUGUCCACAGUCUUUACUCCAGGAAACUUCCAGGGCUUCGCUCUGGUGAACCGUCAGCGCACCAGCCGCAUCUCCACCGGCUUCACCGUGGAGGUCUCUAACGAGGGAACCCAGCUGUCCUACACCAACUUCGACUACCUGGGCCAGGAGCCGCACUACUGGCAGCUCCCCGACGUCUACCAGGGGGACAAGGUGGGCUCUUACGGAGGGAAGCUGAAAUACACCGUCUCCUACGUGGCGGGACCCCGGGGAACGCUGAUUGACGACGGAGACGUUCAGAUUAUCGGAAACGACAUCACUCUGGUGGCCCGGCAGCCGUGGCCCCGGAGGGCGGGGGGCAGCAGAGAGACGCAGCGCUUCGAGGUCACCUUCACUGAGGAUAACUGGCGCCGCCCUGACGGGAUGCCGGCAACCCGGGAGCACCUGCUGAUGGUUCUGGCCGAUCUGGACGACGUGCUGAUCCGGGCGUCGUUCUCCAGCGAGAUGAUCUCCUCCAGCCUAUCAGAGCUCAGCAUGGACGUCUCCGUGCCCAACUACAGCGGGCUGCAGCGCAGCCUGGGGGUGGAGCAGUGCCUCUGCCCCCCCGCCUACCAGGGCCUGUCCUGCCAGGACUGUGCCCCCGGUUACACCCGGACAGGGGGGGGUCUGUACCUCGGUCACUGUGAGCUGUGUGAGUGUAACGGUCACUCCGACUCGUGCCACCCCGAGACCGGGAUCUGCACGACCUGCCUGCACAACACCCAGGGAGAGCUGUGUGAACAGUGCGCCCCCGGGUUCUUUGGAGACCCAACAGCCGGGACCCCCGAGGACUGCCAGGCCUGCGCGUGCCCCCACACCGACCCGGACCACCAGUUCUCCCCCACCUGUGAGAGUCUGGGUAACGGAGGGUACCAGUGCACCGCCUGCCAGCCGGGCUACACCGGGCAGUACUGCGAGCGCUGUGCUCAGGGCUACGUGGGGAACCCCCAGGACAGAGAGAGGUGUCGUCCGAACGAUGCUGCUGCCUCUCUGGUGGUGAAGGUUUACCCCGAGAGGGUCCUCUCCUCUCAGGGGGGGUCGGUCACUCUGCGCUGCCAGGUCUCUGGUUCUCCUCCGCACUACUUCUUCUGGUCCAGAGAGGACGGCAGGUCCAUCUCCCCCAGAGCCGACCGACGCAGACAAGGAGCAGAGCUGUACUUUCCCAGCGUGCAGCCCAGUGACGGAGGCGUGUACGUGUGCACGUGCCGAGACGAGCGCAGCACCAACCGCAGCCGGGCGGAGAUCGUGGUCACAAGUGUCCCCUCCAAAGCCAUCGAGGUGACCGUGGAGGAGCCUCAAUCUCAGACCGUCAGGGUGGGGGCCACCGCCAGCUUCAUCUGCACUGCCAAGAGCAAGUCUCCGGCCUACACCCUGGUUUGGACCCGUAAAGGGAACGGGAAGCUUCCUAACCGGGCGAUGGACUUUAACGGGAUCCUGACGGUGCAGAACGUGCAGCCGGAGGACGCCGGCGUCUACGUCUGCACCGGCUCCAACAUGUUCGCCAUGGACGAGGGCACCGCCAUCCUCUACGUGCCAGAGGCCUCACAGACUCAGAUGUUUUACACAGCCUAUGAAAUGUUUGAAGGACACGGGAAGCCUGCAGAGGGUGCCCUGCCGGUGGCCAGCGUCUCCCCGACCGUCCUGAACGUGGUGCAGGGUCAGCGGGCAGAGUUUCUCUGCACCGUGACCGGAAACCCCGCCGCAGCCAUCGAAUGGAUCGGGGGUCCGGGGAACAGGAUGAGCCCCCGGGCUGUGGUGCGAGGAGGCGUCCUGAGCUUCAGUGCCGUGGACCCCGCUGAUGAGGGGGAGUACACCUGCAAGGCCCUGAACACCCACGGGGAAAACACAGUGCGGGUCUCCCUGUUUGUGCAAAAGUCCAACCCCGGCGGCCUCGGCACGCAGCCGCAGGUUCAGGUCAGUCCUCAGAACAUCGAAGCCCACGAAGGAGACAACGUCCGCCUGUACUGCCGGGCGACAGGAUCCCCCACCCCGAAGCUCACCUGGCUGAAGAACGGGGGUCAGAUCCCUGCUCAGGCCAUUCCCUCUCUCGGUUUCCAUCAGUUUAAAAGCAACAGUCUCGAUGUGUUACAGAGACGUAUUGAGGAGCUGCAGUCUCGUAUGGACCGCACAGACAUCGGCACUCUGUUCAUCCCCAACAUCCAGAGGUCGGACUCUGGGACCUACAUGUGUGUCGGCAGCAACAGUGUGGGCUCCAACAGCUCCCCCAUCAAGGUGUCCGUGCUCAAAGCGGACCACGUCUCCUCGGCGGUCACCAUCCAGCCGUCCAUCGCUGACGUUCAGGAGGGUCAGAGUCUGGAGCUCAACUGCUUCGCUCCCGGGAACCCCCCCCCUCAGGUCACCUGGAGCAAAGCCAGCGGACGCCUCUCCUCCAACCACCAGGUGCUGGGGAGUCAGCUGAGGAUCCUGGCGGCCUCUCCGGAGGACUCGGGGGAAUACGUGUGCCGAGUUCAAGGACACUCUGGAAACUCUAACUUCCAGCAGGCGUCCGUCUCCGUGUCCGUCACCUCGUCCUCCUCCCGUCUGCAGAGUCCUAUCAUCGCCAUCGAGCCGCACAGUGCCGCCGUCCGGGUCGGGGAGUCGGCCAGCUUCAGGUGCAGAAUUUACACCGGAGCUCAGCCCAUCAGACUGGAGUGGAAGCUAGCCAACAACCAGCCUCUGCCCGAUAAUGUGGAGGUGAGUCCGGACGGAGUCGUGAUGACCAUCUCUAGAGCCCGCCCUCUGAAUCACGGGGCGUACCGUUGCGUCGCCAGCAACCCAUUCGGCAUCACACAAACCAUCGUGUCCCUGAUCGUCAAAGAGUCUCCUGUGGCCACUGUCACACCGGUGGGGCCCCUGCGCAUCAGGGUGGGAGACCCCGUUAACCUGGAGUGCCAGGCGGCCGGAGAGCCCCACCCCUCGGUGUCCUGGCACCGGCUGGACCGGAACCGCAAGACCAUGCUGAGCAGCCCCCUCCCCAUGGAGGGUAACGCCGUCAUGCAGAUCCUGGCGGCGCGCCCUGAAGACAGCGGAACGUACGUCUGCACGGCUCGUAGUAACGAGGGCAGCUCGGAGACUCGGGUGGAGGUGGUGGUGGAGGGAAGCCCUCAGGAGCCCUCGGCCCCCCGGGCCUCCAUCCCCGAGCCCCUGAUGGUGGUGGUGGAGGGGCAGACGGCCACGAUGCGCUGCGAGGCCCACGGUGUCCCAUCCCCGACCAUCAGCUGGUCCAAGCUGCGCUCCCCCCUCCCCUGGAGACACUCUGUGGUGGGGGGCAGUCUGGUUCUCCCCUCUGUGGGACGCCAGGACUCUGGAGAGUAUAUCUGCAGCGCCACCAACAGCAUGGGGACGACCGAGGUCACCGUCACUCUGGACGUAGAGACCCCCCCCUACGCCACCUCCAUGCCCGAUGACGUGUCUGUGCGGGUGGGGGAAGUGAUCCGGCUGCAGUGCCUGGCUCACGGAACCCCCCCCCUCAUCUACACCUGGACCAAGCUGGACGGAGACCUGCCCCCCAGAGCUCAGGUCAGCGGGGGAGACCUGCAGAUCAACCUGGCCACCGCCGAGGAUGCUGGGAGUUAUAAGUGUGUGGCCAGCAACAAGGUGGCCGCCAGCGAGGUGAUCGCUCGAGUCACUGUGAGAUCCCCUCUGGCGGUGAAGGUCUCCCCCCAGGUGGAGGUGAAGGCUCAGGGCAGCGCGGUGGAGUUCACAUGUUCUGCAGCUGGGGGGCUGGAGACUAAGGUGGAGUGGCUCAAGGAGGGAGGAGCUCUGCCCCCCAACCACCACAUCAAGGACGGCGUGCUCAGGAUUGAGAACCUGGAGCAGAGCAAUGAAGGCGUUUAUAUCUGCAGAGCCAGCAGUGCGUACGGACAGGCUCAGGACACCGCCAGACUCACCAUCCAAGCCCUGCCGAAGGUGAUGAUAAACGUUCGUACGUCGGUGCAGACGGUGAUGAUCGGUAACUCGGUGGAGUUUGAGUGCCAGGCGGUGGGCGACCCGGAGCCCACGGUGAAGUGGAGUAAAGUGGGGGGGUCGCUGCCCUCCCACAUCAUGGUGAAGGGCGGCAUGCUGAGGAUUGACCAGGUCACGGAGGCCGACGCCGGCCAGUACCGCUGCACCGCCACCAACAACGUGGGCUCCGUGCAGAGCCAGGUGGUGCUCAACGUCCAGUCUCUCCCUCAGAUUGCAUCGCUGCCUGAAACUAAAGAGGUGACAGUCGGCUCGGACGCUGUGCUUCCCUGCGUGGCAUCCGGAUACCCUGUACCGCAGAUCAAAUGGUCCAAGGUGGAAGGAGAGCUUCCUCCCAAGUGUUUCCAGGAUGUCAACGUCCUGACGGUUCCUCGGGUCACCCCCGAGGAUUCUGGGACAUACGUGUGCACCGCCUCCAACAAGCAGGGGAAGGUGGAGGCCUUUACUUCGCUGCAGGUCCACGAGAGAGUGAUGCCAUACUUUGCCCAGGAGCCGCUGUCCUACCUGACCCUGCCCACCAUCAAGAACGCCUACCGGGCCUUCAGCAUCCGGAUCUCCUUCAGGCCCGAUAACGGAGACGGUCUCAUAUUGUACGCUGGGAUGAUCCUCUAUAACGGCCAGAAGAGGAGCACCGGAGCGGACUUCAUCUCUCUGGGACUGGUGGGGGGACGGCUGGAGUUCAGGUUUGACGUUGGCUCGGGCAUGGCUACCAUCAGAGACCCCUUACCCGUUAAACUGGGGGAGUUCCACACGGUGGAACUGCAGAGGAACAACACGCUGGGGUCUAUCCGGGUGGACGGGGGGGAGCCCAUCACCGGGAAGUCACAGGGGAAGUUCCAGGGUCUGGAUCUGAAUGAGGAGCUGCACGUGGGGGGGUACCCCAACUACACCAGCCUGGCCAAGACCGCCGGCAUCAAAAGCGGCUUCGUGGGCUGCGUCCGGCAGCUGCUGAUCCAGGGGGACGAGGUCAUCUUCAAGGACCUGCAGCGCAGCUCCACCGGGGUCUCCAACUGCCCCACCUGCAAGGACCAGCCCUGCCAGAACGAGGGUCGCUGUGAGGACUCAGAGGCCAGCCUGUAUCAGUGCAGUUGCCCCCGAGGGUUCACCGGGAGCAACUGCCAGCACCACUCCUCCCUGCACUGCCAUGCAGAGGCCUGCGGUCCCGACGCCACCUGCAUCAACCGUCAGAACGGGCUCGGGUUCGACUGCCGCUGCCACCUGGGGAAGUCUGGAGAGAGGUGCAUGCAAGGCGAGCUGGUGACGACGCCCCUGUUUGACGGCGACGCCUCGUACAUCGCCUACCCUCCCCUCACCAUCGUGCACGACGACCUGCGGGUGGAGCUUGAGUUCAAGCCGAUGCGCGCCAACGGCCUGAUGUUCUUCUGCGGGGGGAGGAAGAUGAAGGUGGAGGACUUCGUCUCCGUGUCCAUGGUGGACGGACACGUGGAGUUCAGAUAUGAGCUGGGGACAGGCCAGGCGGUUCUGCGCAGUGCCGACCCCGUGUCUCUGGGCCAGUGGCACCGGGUGGUUGCCGAGCGGAUCAAGAGGGCGGGGGUCUUGCAGGUGGACCGGGGGCCAAUGGAGAGGAAGACGUCUCCAGGGAAAGCCCAGGGCCUCAACAUCCACACACACAUGUUCCUGGGGGGGGUCCCCACCACCGACAUCCUGCCCAAACCCGCCAACAUCAGCCACAUGUUCCAGGGCUGCAUCGGAGAGGUGUCGAUCAACAACAAGAAGGUGGACCUGUCCUACAGCUUCACGGAGAGCCGGGGGGUCUCCGGCUGCGUGGACAGCAGCCCCUGUGACCGCAGACCCUGCCUCAACGCGGGGACCUGCAUGUCCAGCGCCGAGUACGAGUACCAGUGCCUCUGCAGGGACGGCUUCGAUGGGGAGCGCUGUGAGGUAGUGAAGGAGGCGUGUCAGAACAACCUGCAGUGUCUGCACGGAGGCAGCUGUGAGGACGGACAGUGUGUGUGUGCAGCCGGACACACAGGCCCCAACUGUGAGGAGAGUAAGUACUGAGCAGCUUCACCAACCUCCCCCCCCGCCGCCCUGGUGAAUUUGGAGGGUAGCGAGUCCAAUGAUUCCCCAUACCAGUAUGCAGCUCACUUCCAGGCUGAUGGAUACAUAGCUCUCCCUAAAACCGUGUUCCCCAGAAGUGCCCACGACUCUCCGGAGACCAUCGAGCUGGAGAUCAACACCAGCUCCUCCGAGGGUCUGAUCCUGUGGCAGGGAGUGGAGACCAAAGGCGCUCGCAAUUUGCGAAAGGUGCAUGCUAAGGAGGCGGGAGAACGCGGCAAAGGGAAAGACUUCAUCAGCCUUGGCCUGCAGGACGGACACCUGGUCUUCAGUUACCAGCUGGGCAGCGGAGAGGCGGUGAUCCGGUCCCAGAGGUCCAUCAAUGAUGGGAGGUGGCACAAGAUCACGGCAGUCAGGACUGGGAAAGACGGGUACAUCCAGAUCGACGGAGGAGCCGAGCUGCACGGUCAGUCCAAAGGCCGGAGCCUCAUGGUGAACACCAAGGGCAGCUUAUACCUGGGCGGGGCCCCCGACAUGGCGGCCAUGACAGGGGGGAAGUUCCUGUCGGGGGUGCGGGGCUGCGUGAGGAACCUGGCCGUGAUGAACGCCCGGCCGGGGCAGCAGCCGGCACGGGCUAUCGACCUGCAGACACACGCAGCGGGCGGCGUCAACGUGCAGCCCUGCGCCUCAUAGACACACUCACACAUACACACACACACACACACACACACACACUCAGACACACACACACACACACACACACACAGACUAUGGAGUGAUGUCACACACACACACACACAGAUGGGCACCUCCUGCAGCCUGAAGGCGGCCUGCAGGAGGCGCUGUCUCUCGGUGUGCAGUCUAACCAAAAAGCCGAUCUCACCACGUCUGCUCCUCAGCGCUCGUUCUGCCGGAGGACCGUGAGCACGGGAAGACCGCUCACACGCUUCCUGCAGUAGCUUUAGCCGUGAGAAGUUUAACAUGUUAGGCCUUGGAUGGCGCAGAUCCUAUGGAGGAGGAGAAGAUUUUACAGCACUGAAUUUUUAUUUAUAUACAUAUGAAUAUAUAUAUUAUAUUUGUGGGGGGAGACAUGCUGACUAACCACACCUGCUCUCCAGCUCCCGGGGGUCGCUCUGGGCUCUAUACUGUGUGUCAGGCCUGACUGUGGUAAUCCUUGAAGAGGUUCAGGCCUUCUUUCUUCACUUCUGUAGAGGAAACCUUUGCUUGUUUCUGUGAGCAUGCGUUCAGGCUGUAAGGGUUUGUUGUGGGACUCCGAGCAAUCACAGCCCCUGUCGCUCUGCCCUCUGAUGCAGAGCAAACCUUGGUGCUAACGUCAGACCUGAAGGUGCAUCUGUUUCAGUCUCACGUGUCGAUGUGCACGGCCUCUGAGGUUUUUAAUUCUGGUCUGCAGCCUCAGAGUGAGUGGGUGUUGUGGAGCAGCUUGAGAAGAGUGAAAGGUGUCAUUUUUUAUGUGUGUAAGAUGUGUGUGUCAAACUAUCUGCCAGACAGGUAGACGUCUCCAGGUAAUGAGUGUGUCUCAGCUGCUUCCAUUUACCACAGGUCAAACUGCUUUACCCCCUGUGUGUGUGUGUGUGUGUGUGUGUGUGUGUGUGUGUGUGUGUGUGUGUGUGUGUGUGUGUGUGUGUGUGUGUGUGUGUGUGUGUGUGUGUGUGUGUGUGUGUGUGUGUGUGUGUGUGUGUGUGUGUGUGUGAUGGCUCGUGUUGCUUGUAAGCUUUAACAAUCAUUCAGGAGUAAUUGUCUGCAGGCUCUGUGGUUUCUGUAUUUGCAGCAGGGCUGCUCCCCUAUAACCUCUCCAGCGCCCCCCGGUGGUUGGCUGCAGUACUCCCUAUAAGUCCCGCCUCUGCUUGAGCAUUUUUAAAAAGUCAAAGUACACGGAUAACACUUUUUCCAGGAGAUGGUUUGUCUGGUGUUGGUUAGUUGUUGUCACACUGAUGUAAAAGUGCGUUUGAUUUGAAUCUGGUCCAGCUGUGCUCUGGGGGAAAGAACUUGUCUUAAUGAUAGACACAUUUGAUCAUACCUGUAUUUAGCUGUUAAAUACAGGUAUGAUCAAAUUAUGUAUUCAGUUUAUUUGUGUUGUAGUCUUGACCCUCCACCUUUUCCAGCACACCUCCACACCACACACACCCUCACGUCGGGGGCUCACACACUUUUCCUCUAAGCUUAAACUUUGUGUAUUAAUAUCCUAAAAAUGAGCACGAUCCUCACUUAGCUCAUUUUUAUUUAUUUUAUGUUUUCAUAGCUUUUGUUUUCCUUCCUCUGGUUAUUCUUGAUGCCUCCCCCCCCCCUCCCUCCCCAUGUUUGUAUCUUCACAAAUCCCGAUGAGGAUCUGAGAACCUUUGGAAACUGGUCUUAUGAUUCACUCAGUGUGAAAGUCUUAGAUUAUCUCUCCAGUGGUCCAGGUUCAGGACCCAGUGCCUUUAGAGUCUCUGCUCUUAAACUGGAUUUUUACACUGUACCCCCCCCCGCCCCCCCCCCCCCCCCCCCCAAGUAUCUGCCACUGCUUUUUGUUUUUUGGCCAUUGCAAAAUCAGAGAGGUGCACUCUUAGCAAUAAUGAACGUUUUAUUUUGAAAUUGUUCCACUUCUUUGAUGGCAGAACAAAUGAAUGAUGUACCUGAAGAAAUAUGUCGCUCCCUGCCCGGUGUUUCUGAAUAAAAGACAAAUUCAUGUGCUACCUGUA